AUGGAAGACGCAUUAGAUGUGCUUGAGAACGUUGAACCAAAUGAAUAUGUCAGAAGACCUAUGAAAGAUCGAAUGAACCCAUUGAGUCAGUAUGAUGAUACAGAGUUCUACAUUCGUUUUCGGCUUAAGAAGGAUGGACUCCAGUACAUUUUCAGUUUAGUGGAGAAUCAACUUAAAGAGUGUAGAGGCCGUGGACGGUUCCCGUCAGUUCCACCAAUCAUGCAACUUGCUGUGACUCUGCGUUACUAUGCUACUGGUGGAUUUCAAUCGACAACAGGGGAUCUCUUUGGACUUCACCAAUCGACAGUUAGCCGACUGAUAAAGAUUACAUCCGAAAUCAUAGCUUCACUUGCACAGGAUACCAUCAAGACUCCAAGCUCUGAAGAGUCUCUUAAAAGCAAUAUUUUCUUCCUGGAAUAUAGUAGUCUCCCUGGUGUCACCGGUAUAGUCGAUGGGACUCACAUUUGGAUUCAAUCUCCAGGGGGAAAAACUGCUGAGCUUUACCGGAACAGAAAGGGAUGGUUCAGUCUUAACGUUCAGGUGGUGUGCAAUGAGAAGCACAAAUUCCUAAAUGUGGUGGCACGAUGGCCUGGUUCAGUUCACGACUCCAGGAUAUGGAAGAAUAGCAAGAUCUGUAGAGAUCUGGAGGAGGGCAGACUGCAAGGAGUCCUUUUAGGUGAUUCUGCAUACCCUCUGUCGAAACAACUGCUGGUUCCAUUCGACUAUCCAUGUUCGACUGCUCAACAUGGGCGGUUCAACCGCGCUUUGUGCAGAUGUCGGGUCUUUAUCGAGCAGACCAUCGGAAUAUGGAAGCGACGCUUCCCAGUGCUGUCGUACAAAGUUAGAAAGAGUCCAGAGAAUGCGGCAGUGGUAAUUGUAGCUACGGCUGUGUUGCACAACUUGUGCACUGAUUUGAAUCAGCCUGUGCCAGGAGACGACCCUAUUAAUGAAGCUGAACUAAACCUAAACAACUUGUAUGACGAUGAGCCAUUCACUCCUGACGAAGAUUUCGUUUUCACUGGCAAAGAAAUUAGGGAUGCUUUGGUCGAAAGAUUCUAG
This is a messenger RNA of Bolinopsis microptera, 1059 nucleotides long. Its product is annotated as putative nuclease HARBI1. The transcript has a single exon. Bases 1 to 1059 code for a protein of 352 amino acids. NCBI's taxonomy places the organism in Eukaryota, Metazoa, Ctenophora, Tentaculata, Lobata, Bolinopsidae. The record is from RefSeq and is a predicted model, not a curated record.